Molecule: messenger RNA, 7679 nt
Organism: Cokeromyces recurvatus
Lineage: Eukaryota; Fungi; Mucoromycota; Mucoromycetes; Mucorales; Mucoraceae
Product: Ion transport protein-domain-containing protein
Exons: 20
Coding region: 51-7625 (2524 amino acids)
Biological process (GO): calcium ion import across plasma membrane
Cellular component (GO): voltage-gated calcium channel complex; membrane
Molecular function (GO): high voltage-gated calcium channel activity
Source: RefSeq, a predicted model, not a curated record
UUAUAAAUAGACACGCAUAAUUUUUAGCUUUGAAAAAAGAGGGAGAUGAUAUGAAUUCGCCAUCAUUAAACGUGUAUCAAUCGCAUAAUAAUGAAGAGGAAAUGAGUGAAACUUCCAGCCAACUCGACUUUGUGUCACUUACUUUGUCACCCUAUUAUUAUUAUAAUAAACAAUCAACAAAGCCAUUAACAAAAGAUACACUAGUGAAAAAGGAACAAUUAGAUGAACUCUUACUCUUUCAGAAUGUUCCCCUUCUUGAUAAACUUAAAAAGCUAGAAAGACGUCGAAGUAUAUCCAAUGGGAAUAUAGCGCGUCAUCUAUAUAAUGAAGAUAAUUCGCAAAUGUUAUCUAUAAAUACUCCUUUCCGAAAAAGAGGAUCAGAGAACUCAGACGCUUCUAUUCAAUCGCCUAAUUCUCUUUUUGAACAAAGUCAAUCCCAAUAUUAUCAACGCGAUUCGUCUCUUUUAAGUACAAAUAACCAUGAAUCUAUCUCACAUAAACUAAGAUCUACUCACAGUCGAUCUGUGAAUGCAUCUUCAACGAGUUUUGCUUGCUGGAGUUUUAAGCACCAUCAACAUGAGUGUGAACAUAGCGUACGUAGAGGUUUCUCUGGUAUCGCUCAAUUAUCAGCAGCUCAUAUUGCACGUAUUCGAACAAGAAAGCUAAACAACACAAGGCAGCAUUAUUAUAAUUCAUCAUUCUAUGCUAUCAUUCACCAAUUAUCGGAGAUGGCAGCACGCGUUGUAAACAGUCGUGCUACAGAACCUGUUGAGACACGCUUGUCGAUUGAUGAAAUUGCUUCACUUUCUCAAUACCUUGAUGUUUUACGAUUAGGAUAUCAUCGAGAACAAAAGCAGGAUACUAAUUCUGAAGAAGAAAAUAUGACAGUCAAUAAUGAAUAUCAGGGAUCAAAUAGUAGUAAAGAUAUCAAGUUAAAUCAUGAUGACCCUAUUAUUAUGGAAAAUGGAAAUGCAAUUAUUUAUACGCCUUCAAGAUUACUAGAAGCGUCUUAUGGUACACAUUCUGAUACAACAGCGUUAUUACUAAAUGAUACAUCCAAUAAUAAAAGACAUAUCAAUAGCUUUGAAAAUAUGCUUUCUUCUACUUCAAUAAAUCAACUUCCAAACGCUUCGGAGACAAAUAGAUAUAGAGACGAUAAUAAGGAACCUACCGAGAGAGAUCCAUUAUUGCCAUCUAUAAGACAACAAAAAUAUAAGAUUAAAAAAAACCAAUCUAUAAAACGUUAUUUUCACAAAUUCUAUAAAUACAUUAAACGAUAUAUUGAAGAAGGAGGUUGGCAGCAGCAGCAUAAUAACAAUAAUACCCAGGUUCAAUUUGAAGGUUGGUCUUUAUUUAUUUUCUCGCCAACAAGUUGGAUACGUUUUCGUUUAUGGAAGAUUAUUGGAUCAAGAUGGUUUGAAAUUUUUAUUUUUUGUUUAUUAAUUUCUCAAUGGAUAUUGCUAUCAUUUAUACCAGACUUAUUCAAAUCAACAGAGAAAGAUUUAACUCGUGUUGCAGAUUAUUUUCUUUGUUUUAUUAAUGUUGUAUAUACCCUUGAAUUGAUUUCUAAAAUAAUCAUAUACGGUUUACUUUUAAAUACACAUUCAACAACUAGACCAAACUUAAAAACAUGGUUCAAUCGUAUUCAAGGAGUCUCUUCUCCACGAAGACAUUCGUAUCAACCUUCAAUAUUGUCUCAUGACAUAGAAUCAGUAGUAUCAUCACAGCGAAAUGAUAUGAAUAACGAUUCUAACUAUAUCCAAAUAAAUCGUCAUCAAAAAUUACCUGCUUUUGCUCAGAGAGAGUCAUAUUCUUAUUCCAUGUCCUCAAGAGGUUCAAGCCGUUAUAGCUCUAUUUCUCAUCAUAAGGAUCGAUACAAAUCUUAUCGUCACAACAGUAUAAGUGGAAGUAGUGUCUUAUCCGAUGAUGCAAAUUCUGCUAUAGUUUCAUUAAAUGGCGAACACAACAAUAGUAUGAAUUCAGGAACAGCAUGGUUUGUUAAUGCAUCUCCAUCAUCUUCCUUAGUGUCAGGUAGAGACAAUCUUUAUUUGCGUUCGAAGUAUUACCAUAAUCAUACUGAAGAAAUGGAAAAUGAGGAUUCAAAAUCGAUAGUAGCUACUGUUGAACAGCAAGUUCUCGCUACUUUAACAUCUCAAAAGGAUAACAUGACUAGCAGAGGAAAUGAUGAUAGUGAUAUUGAUUUUCUAAAAAUUACCCAUCAAAGCUUCUUGUCCAAUUUAGGUAAUAUAAUUGAUCUUAUUUCUGUCAUAUCUUAUUGGGUCAGUCUCAUAAGUGUCUUCUGUCUUGGUCAACGUCCUUGGCCUGUCUUUCAAAGUUUAGCAGCUGCACGUCUUUUCCGUCUACUGGUUAUCACGGAGGGCACAGCUGUGAUUAUUGAAUCAUUGAAGAGCAGUUACGAUAUGCUCAAGAAUGUGAUGGGCUUUUUUAUUUUCUUUUGGUUACUCUUUUCUUUAAUUGCGUUAUUUAUCUUUACCAAUACAUUUAGUAGACGAUGUGCAGUGUUGAAGGAGGAGAAUGAUAUAUCUACAUUAGUAUAUGUUGAACCACGUCUAUCUUGUAGUGGUUAUAUGAAGAAUGCGGUAGAACGUAUGGGACCCCUUGAUAUCAAUACGGGUGUUCAGUAUAGUCAAAUCUGUAUCCAGGAUGUUCAAAAUCAACCCCAAUACGGCUACAUGAGCUAUCGAAAUAUUUUUUAUACCAUGUUAAAUAUAUUAACAGUCAUCUCUACAGAGAAUUGGACAGAUGUACUCUAUAUCACUCAAGAUAGCGUAUCGAAUGUCGGAGCUGCCAUUUUUUAUACAUUUUGUAUAUAUCUCAUGACAUUUAUUAUGGUUCCAAUGUUUAUUGCUGUCAUCACAACCUCAUUUUCGCAUGCUAGAGGAGAUAUGCGCAAAAGUGCAUUUUCAUCACAGCAGAAAGUAAAGUCAUUGUUUGUAUCACCGAAGAAACAGUCAAAUAAAAAGAGCAAGGAGAGCAAUCAUACAGAAUGGAUUCAUGAAGGUACAGGGUUAGAAAAUAAUAAUUCUUUGUUUCAAGCAAGAUCCAUCAUACAAGGUUGGGUUCAAUAUAUUAUCCAUCAGACAUGGUUUCAUCAUAUGGGAAGCAUGUUAGUUGUAUCCAAUUUAGUAUUUAUGUCAUUUUAUCAAUCCAAGCUGUUAACAAGUGAGAAAGAAAAACUAGAAUCCAUUGGUAGAAUUUUUACGUUUAUUUUUGCAUUUGAAAUAUUAAUGCGUAUCUAUGGAAGCCUCUCCUGGAACCAGUUUUGGGAUAGAUUUCGAAAUCGUGUUGAUUUUGUAAUUGUUAUAGUUACUUUGAUAAACGAAAUACCAUAUAUUAAAAAAAGCCAUUACUAUACCUAUUUGCUUAUUUUCGAUGUAUUACGGUCUUAUCGCGUUGCUUAUUUAUUUCCAGGUGUUCUCCAGUUACUUUCUGAUGCAAUCGGUGAUGGGCAAGGGAUACUGAACCUGACAUUUUUUACCUUUCUGGUACUAUUCUUAUUAGCACCCAUGUCUGUUCAAUUAUUUGGUGGUGACUUUACAUUUGUUGGCGAUAAUGAACCUUCAAUGAGGUUUGAUAAUUCAUAUCAGGCCUUUUUGGCAUUAUUUCAAAUUAUGACGGGUGAGAAUUGGACAGACAUUUUAUAUAAUGCAAUGUAUAGUCAAAAGGAUUCUUCUAUCUCAUAUGCUGCCAUUUUCAUGGUGUUUCUCUAUUUUUCUGUUCAUUAUAUGGUAUUAAAUCUCUUUAUUGCUGUUAUUAUGGAAAACUUUGACUUGGAUGAAGAAGAGAUUAAGCAAAUUCAAAUUAAGAAGUAUAUUCGAGAGCAUCGAUGGAAGUCUGACUAUCUUGAAAUGGAUAUAAUUGGCAGAUUUUUAUUACCUUUGUUUACUGCUCAGGAUGAAAAGAAACUUGAUUAUAAAAAUUUACCUCAGAAUCUGGUGGCACACGUUACUACAAGUAGAUUUAAAGAGUUUUUAAGCGAUAUACUAUACACUGAAAAGGAACAAUCGCCAACACAUAUAAUACCGAUGUUAAAUCAGAAUAAGGCUCAUUUUUCUGUAGAUAACGAAUAUUCAACUUUUCCCACUUCAAGACGUCCAUCUUCUACUAUACUACCUAAUACAAUACUUAGUAGCCGAAGAAACUCAAAUAUUUCACAAUAUAGCAAUAGCAGUCUUUAUAUCGAUAACGGCUUAUCGCAAAAAUACAGUUACAAUCCUUACUACUAUGAAGAAGGCCCAUCAGUAAAGUAUGGUGAUGAAUAUGAGCUUAACGUAGCACGUGAAAAUAAGGCAGUGAUUGUUGAGGAUCUAAACGUUUUUCGAUCCUUUUUUGUUUUAAGAAAUGAUCAUAUCCUUCGUAAAAUGUGUCUUCGAAUUUCUAGAAUGGCAAGCUACAAGUGGAUGAUGAUGGGAAUGAUCUGUAUUACGACAUUUAUUACCAUGUGGGCUGAUAAUUUUAAUCGACAGAAGCAUCCUAUAUUGAUUACUUAUAUCUUUGAACCUUUUCAUAUUUUAACAUUAUUAAUUUAUUGGCUGGAUAUUGGCAUUCAUAUGAUAGCGGAUGGCGUUUUUAUGCUACCCAAAUCAUAUUUGAGGAAUACAUUAAACUUAUUAGAUUAUAUUAAUUUACUAUGCCAAACAGUAUUGACAUUCAUAAGCAUCUUUGCGGGCUAUUCUAAAGACGAAUUAACGAAACUUGCAAGUUAUAUACGUAUUUUGAGUAUAUUAAGGUCAUUGCGUAUUAUAAAUUAUGUACAUGGUAUGCAAGUUAUUUUCUUGGAUUUGAUCUAUGGGUUUCCUAAAGUGAUUGAUGCCGUCGCAUUGAACUUCUUAGUCUUUAUACCCUUUGCAAUCUAUGGCUGUUUCUUAUUUAAUGGUCGAUUCUCUCUUUGUAAUGAUGAUACCACUUUUUCCCGAUUAGCGUGUCUUGGCGAAUUUCAAUCCGGAAAUGAAGAAAACAAUAGUGGUAUCCUACUACCAAGGGUUUGGAAAAAUCCAUACGACUAUUCGUUUGAUACUUUUGGAAAAUCUCUUUUGCAUCUUUUUGAAUGUGCUUCAGGUGAAGGUUGGAUUUUAUCUUUAUUCUCAGCUAUGAGCAUUAUUCCAGAAAAUCGUGAUGCUCAGCCAAAAUUUAGUUGGUCAUCGUCAUCUAUCCUUCAUUCAAUUUUCUAUGUUGUAUUUAUGUUUGUUGCCUCCCUUUGUACUAUUCAAUUAUUCAUUGGUGUAUUUUUGGAAAUUUUCAAAAAGAGAAAUGGCAUUUCAUCACUAACAAACACGCAACGUCAGUUCAAAGAUCUUCAAAGACAGUUAUCACUAAUUAAGCCAUCAUUAAAAGCGAAAAGGCCGGCUGAAGGAACAUGGCGAGCAAUGUUUUAUGAUUUAGUUAUUGAUAAACGUGGCAAAUUUGCUCGGUUUAUGGCGGCAGUUCUUAUGGCUAAUAUUCUAGUAUUUACUACAGAACAUUUACAUCAGCCUAUAUGGCUUAGUCGUCUACAGAAUAUCUUAAAUGGUAUAUGUUUAAGUUUAUAUGUUUUUGAAACAGCAGCAAAAAUAGCAGGUUUAGGAUUUUAUAAAUGGGCAUCGAUUAGAUGGAACAUAUAUGAUUUUGUUUUAGUUGGGUUGACAAUACUUGUGGAUAUACUAAGCAUCUUUAUGAAGUUACCUUUUGGUUGGGAUGCUACAAGAAAAUUGUUUUUAGUAGGUAUUGCUUUCCGUCUUGCACAACGUAAUGAAUCAUUGGAUACAUUAUUCAGAUCUGUCAAGCGAGCAUCCCAUUCUAUUUUCUAUGUUUCCUUUGUUUUUGGUAUAUUUAUAGUAUGUUUUGGUGUAAUAUUUCAAGAACAGUUUUUAUAUACUCGUUAUGGGCCGUAUGGUAAUGAGCAUGCUAACUUUAGGUCAUUAUUUAACACCUUAUUGACAUUAUUCCGCAUUACAACUGGUGAAAAUUGGGAUUUUUUGAUGCAUGAUUUUACUAUUCUUUAUCCUGAAUGUCUGGGCAAAUAUGAUUGUGGAAAACCAAAGUACGCUAUUACCUUAUUUAUUAGCUUCUAUGUAGUUUGUACAUUUAUCUUUGUAAAUCUUUUUACUGUGAUUGUAAUUGAUAAUUUCUCAUUUACCUUUGAUAAGCGGAACCAGUUUACAUUGAUCACUCGUACAGACUUAAGAAACUUUAGGUUCGCUUGGGCUACAGUAGAUCCAAAAGCUACUGGAUAUAUAAGUGUUAGUCAAGUCCCCAAGUUUUUAAGUCUCUUGGAAGGUGUACUUUCUGUGAAGAUAUAUGAAAAAGAACAUAGUAUACGCUCACUUUUGGAGGCUAGUAACCAAGUUGAUGCAGAUACAAGUCAUCUAGUUUCUAUGUCUUUAUCAAACACAAGAAAACCUGUAAAAUACUUUAAUAAUAACAUGAAAGGAGAGAAGCCUUUUAAUCUUUAUGAGCUUAAUCAAAGAUUAGCUAGUAUUGAUCCACAAAUUAUUAAACAAAAACAAAGACAGUAUACUGAGGUUUAUCAGGAAAUCUUAAAUUCUGCUUCUUACCGUGGAGUCUCUUUUCAUAGUAUGCUAGAAAUUUUAGCUAUUCGUUUAGUAGAUGUCUCAAAGUCCUUGACAUUUAGCGAACUUGUAGAUCGUGCUAGAAUACAAGAUAAAGUUGCAAAAGACUUGGCUAAAGAACGUGCAAAAGGAUUAGUAUCUAUGCUAAUUUUAAGAAGAAAAUAUUUGAAAACUCUUCAAUUUGUCAAAAACAAUCAAGCUUUAGCAAACAGUUAUAAUAACAAUAAUGUAAGUCUUGUAGGGGAUUGGUUGAUACCGAAUAAAAAGGGUAAUUAUAAAUUACCUUCUCCCACGAGAGAGCUAUCUUCUAUUCCUUACUUGCAACUUGGUGCUUCUUUAAGUAAAACGCGUGGAGACUCUAAUCGAAAUAUAACUGCUCGAAGAGGAUCUCUGAGAAGCAAUGAUAGCAGUGGAGUUCCAAGGAUUGUUGUUGUUCAAGCUCAUCAGCAAGAUUUAGACAAUAUUGUUAUGAAUUCAGCUAAUUUAAAAGAAGAUAACAUUUUUCAAAAUCAACAACAUACAUUAUUUUUACCUGAUAGAUUCGCCGAACAUAACAGUAUUGGAGCAAAUAUGCUUUAUAGAAGGAACUCUGCUUCUGUUAUUACACCAACUACGUUAGGAACACCACGAGUAAUACGAAGAAAAGGUAGUGUAAGUCAGCCUGGUUCACCUACAACAUCUAUUCCAUCAUAUAGUAAAUCAGCAAUGUCAUCUCCUCAACUACUACCAAAAGGACAAGAUACAACUCUAUCUUUUAAACUACUCCCCUUAAUAGCUGAUGGGCAUAAUAUAUCAACUUUUUCAUCUUCAUUUAUCAAAAAUAAAUCCUCCACUUCUAAACAAAAAGAUUCAACAAGAAAUGAUAUUAACAAUACUAAUUUUGAAGAUGUAUUUACACAAUACUAUGCAAUUGAUUCUACUAUGAAUGAUAUGACGAACUCAGAUGCAAAAAAAAUCAUCCAUAAAUUUGAACUUAGUCAAUGGACUGCCCUGCUUGAAGAGAUAUCUAACAAGUCUGAUGAGGAACAUCAAAAUAGCCCCAUUUCACAAAAUUAAUGUACAGAUAGAAACUAUGUUUUACUUUUUAAUAAUAAAUACCAUCGUUUAUGA